UGUCAUUCAACCAGUUUAGCACAACCAAGCGGGGAAACAACUAGUAAACGAUCCACCAAAUUCCGUACAUUUUCGCAGACGAGAUGAAGCUCCUCGUUACAUUGGGGAUUUUCCUAGCCGCCCAAUUUCACCCGCUCCCGGGAUGUCAGGCAGUCGCCAUGCCUAACGUGAAGGUGGAAGACUUCAUCGCAGAAUUAAACACGACCCUGGUUAAUGCUGCCACAAAGGCGGUCAAGGAGGUGACCUCUGCCGCAGAAAGUUUCGAUUUUUUGUUUCGUUUGUCCACCUAUUCCUCCGCCAAACUCGUCCACAAAUUGCUCGCAGCCGUGCAGGAAGACGCGAAGAAGAGACAUGGCUCCUUGUCGGACAGCUAUAACGCCAUGAUGCAAAAUUUGACCAAGUUCGUAACAAUCGUAUGUAUUUACCUGCUCACCUUCAUUCAUUUGGGUGAUCAUGAUAUUGCAUGAAACUGAACAACAAUGAAUUUCCUGUCGUUUGAAUUAUAAUAAAUGAACCAUCUUGUCAUUUCAAA
Folsomia candida is the source of this 532-nucleotide messenger RNA. RefSeq lists its product as uncharacterized. Lineage: Eukaryota; Metazoa; Arthropoda; Collembola; Entomobryomorpha; Isotomidae. The record is from RefSeq and is a predicted model, not a curated record. The coding region runs from base 84 to 467 and encodes 127 amino acids. The transcript has 3 exons.